CUGGAGCUGUGGCAAUGGCAGUUUGUGGCAAGUAUCGGAAGGAACGUACGCACAACACUGGUGCUUCAAACCGAGCAGCUUCGUGGGCCCCGCAUGAAGGGCCCAUUGACUUCGAUGCUAACAUGCGCUCGACCAUGCCAAUCAAGAUGCGCUUCAAAAUUGACACUCAGGUGCCAUCGCUUCCUACGGGAACUGGAAAUCAGGACUUCUCCCCGAAGUUGCCAGGGCACGACUACCGGCAGCCGAGGUCUGACCCGCGUGAAACUGCUCGGAUUCGCAAAGAGACAAGAGCCCGAGAGGCGGCAGAUGCCCAGGCAACUCUAGAUUCAACCAUUCCCACGCUGACUAGAAAGGGACUCUCGCAGGACCUCACCAUGUCCCCCACUAGAUCAGAGAAGAAGAAGGCCCCAAAGCCUGCACCGCGAUGGAAGGCAAAAUCCUGGUAUGAAGCUCCGCACUACGUGCAAGCUCCAUUGCAGCGAGAUGAAGGUGAGACUUGGAACUCGAUGGAGUCCCACAAGAUCCAAGGUGAGAUCAAAGGCAAAGACCGCCUCAUGAGGACUGUGAGGCGGCCAGAGGAUGUUGGCACCCCAGACAGCGAGGCUAAGGGCAGAAAUCAUCCUCUGUACUUCGACAAAGAGGAAUACUACCCGGGCCGGAGCUUGAUCGAUGCUGUGAGCGAGGAGCCUGACAACGACUUUCCCGUGCGACCAGCACAUUUGCCAGACUUUUACAACCCUCCUCCCUUGGAUGCAGAUUCCGUCUCGCGUGUGCACCGCAUUCGAGAAGUUGUGCGGCAGCGCUAUGCUGGCAGGCCACGAUUGAUGAACGUCUUCCGUGCUUGCUCUAUGCAAAAGCCUGGCUAUGUGUUCCCACGGGAUCUCAAACGAGUAUUCGAUCAGAUGGGGAUCAAGGUCAAUGAUUCCGAGUGUGACAUUCUUGUCAAGGCGGUGGACAGAGAUCGCAAAGGUGCCAUCACCUACGAGGAGUUUGCAGACCUCAUCUAUGGACCGCGGCUUGCAGUGGGAGAUUCACCACAGGAGGCUCAGGAGCGACAUGUGCGUUUCAUCACCAAGAAGCUGGUGGACAACCUGUUGUCAAAUGGGCAAGCCUUGGGCAAGGCCUUCUGUGAAAUCGACCCGGAGCGACACUAUGCGGUGAGCAAAGAUCAGUUUGCCAACGCAAUCGCCACGGCUUGCAAUCACAUCUCCCACCAGGCGGUAGAGUUCCUUUGGGCUUCGCAAUUCCCGGGUCAGGAGAACGAGAGUUUGGAUAAGAAGGUCAUUGAUUGGCGGGACUUCAUGGGCCAGCUAGCUCAUUUUGCUCACAACAACCGUGCGCCAACGCCCUGCACAGUUCAAGGCCGCAAACGACAGUACGACCUCUUGCAACGAACUGCCCCUUUAACUGGGGGUCGUUUGGAGGACUUGGAGCUCAACCGGCCCGACCAGAAUGCAGAUGAUGAGGUGCAGAUUGUGGGUGGCAACUUGUGCCACAGAGCGACCGAUCUUCCCCAUCGGCCACGUGAUGCUGCGAUGCUCACAGAGCAUUAUGUGGAGGUGCUCCGUGCCAAGGCGCAGCGCACGGAGCGUGCUCUGCCUGAGCUGAUCCGCAAGUCGCGAUUGCAAGAGCUCUUGAAAGACAGAGAUACCGUACACCAGGAUGAUCUCAUCGAUAUGCUGGUCAACGAGCUUGAAGAACCCAACACACAGGCGUCUCUCCAACGGAAGGAACCGAUCUAUGCUCACAGCGCCAAAGGUGCUGAUGUCAUGACGUUGGACCAACCCAUCGAAGGUGCUGCAGAAGCUGAAGUUGAUGCAGCACCAGCUCCACCAGCUGCACCGUCUGCAGUGGCACAGGGCUUGGCAGGGCCACCUGCCUCCCUGAAGCUGUUGAGGGGCGACAUUGAGGCCUUUGUGGUCACUCAGAGGCACAACAGAGAUCACGAAGUCGAUGUCCAGCAGUUCAUCGAGAACGUCUACAAGCCUCCGGAUGAGAAGAAGGUCAUCCACUACGUAAAUGAUGGAUUGAACCGAGUCCUCCGCGGAAACCCACCGCCACGGGAACGACCACCUGAUUCUGAGAAACCUCGCUAUGAGAACUACUGGCAAGCGAGGUAUGUCAUGGAAGCACUGGCUGAUGCCAUUGCGCUGGUGGAGAACUCGAAUGGCGAGAAGUUAAAACCAUCAAAGAUGUUCAAGCGAUUGGACUUUGACAAUGAUGGCUAUUUGAGUCUUUCUGACCUACGAAGUGCAUGUGAGAAGUUCAAAAUUCCAAACAGCAGUGCAGAUCUUCAUGCCCUGUUUAGUCUGUUGGAUAAAGAUGACCGUGGAGCAGUGGACAUUGGUGAGUUCACCCGGAACUACCAGGUUCACCAGGGCUCCCUGCUGGAUUCCAUGAUGCGCCCAAUCAAGUCCGUGAAGCAUGAAGGUGGCGUAGAAUUUGGAGGUCCAAUACAGGAGAAAAUGGAUGCGCAGAUGCGUGAGCUAGAGGAGCGACAUCAGAGCCAGGCCUUGCGGUCCAGCUCUGCGCCUCCGAACAGCGGAGAUGAUGGCGCUUCUGAACAUGGCUCCAGGCAAAAUCCCAUUACCCGUGCUGGUAGUGAUGUUGGGAGCAAUCGUUCUCAGAUUAGUCGUACAGGUGCCUCCAUUGCCGGUUCAGCCCCCAUCUAUGACAUUCAGGUGAAUCAGCUCACAGGCAAGGCUCGGAUCAGUGAUGUGAUCCGAUCACGCUUCAAUGCAUGGAAGCCUGACAAGUCUGAACUCUACACGUCUUUACCAAAGACCCGGUUUGGCAUGACUAUCUUCCCAGACACAAGACAUGUGGCUGAGCCUAGUGUGCCGCUGUGCAGUCACAGCAUGGGAGAUGCCGAGCGCUUCAAGACGACCAACAACAUGCACUCGAUAUUUUCUGUGCCAGACCACCAGUGCCCUCAGGUUGCGGAUACAAUGCAAAAGCACGCCACGCGUGAGUACAAGGUGGAGCGUAUCCGAGCUCGGCAGCGUGACUUCUGGGAGCGUAGUUGGGCUGCAAACGAAGCUGCACAGCAAUACGAUGAGAUGAAGGUGGCACGAAAGGCCAUGAACCUCUUGAACUACGAACGGCGGUGCCACAUGGCAUGUGCAUGAGAGCUACAGCAGCUACGGCCACAAAAAAUACGUUGGGUUUCCUUCUGGUCCUAAGCACAUUAAUAGUUGAUAACAG
Molecule: messenger RNA, 3204 nt
Organism: Cladocopium goreaui
Lineage: Eukaryota; Dinophyceae; Suessiales; Symbiodiniaceae
Source: the annotation of a GenBank genome assembly